GGGAGCGGAGCGGAGCGGUCAGUGACCAUGGGGCUGGCGCUGAAGGUGGGGGUCCUGCUGCUGAUCGCGCUGGUCGGCCUGGCGAAGGCGGAUGAGGCACCGAAGGUGGAGGUGUACUCCCGCACGCUUGCCAGGCAGGGAGAGGAAAACACCCUCAACUGCUUCGUGAGUGGUUUCCACCCUCCGAAGAUCGACAUCACCCUCCUCAAGAACGGGGAGCCCAUGAGCGAUGUGAAGUACGCGGACAUGUCCUUCAACGACAAGUGGUAUUUCCAGCGCCUGGUGUAUGCGCCGUUCACCCCCCAGAAGGGUGACGUCUACGUUUGCAGGGUGGCCCAUUCUGCCUUCAGAGAGCCGCAGUCGUUCCGAUGGGAUGCAGACUUCUAAGUUGUGUCUGGGAUAAUCAUGGUCUGAAGAAUUCAGCCUUGCAGAUCAAAAUCUUGAGCUUCUGUAUUUUCUUCACAUCUCACUUGAUGACUGCUCUUCAUCAUACCCACUUUAUUAAGGAAUUCUGCAAUGAAGCUUAUUGUUAAAAUACUGGUCACCGAAAGCAGUAUGCAAACUAGGCUUUUUUGAUCACAUAGCUAUAAAUGUCCACAUUACUGAUUAAAAAACAAUUGUAGCUCUUCAGUGUUUAGAAUUGUACAGGAUUUUUAUUUAAAUAAAAUCAGAAGACUCCACUGGAGUCCUUUAAAAUGUU
Gavia stellata (red-throated loon) is the source of this 700-nucleotide messenger RNA. RefSeq names its product beta-2-microglobulin (gene B2M). The transcript has 4 exons. NCBI's taxonomy places the organism in Eukaryota, Metazoa, Chordata, Aves, Gaviiformes, Gaviidae. Gene Ontology annotation, biological process: immunoglobulin production involved in immunoglobulin-mediated immune response; peptide antigen assembly with MHC class II protein complex; antigen processing and presentation of exogenous peptide antigen via MHC class II. Bases 28 to 387 code for a protein of 119 amino acids. Gene Ontology annotation, molecular function: MHC class II protein complex binding. Gene Ontology annotation, cellular component: MHC class II protein complex. The record is from RefSeq and is a predicted model, not a curated record.